AGUCAAUAUUUCUUUUUAGUUGCAUCAAAGAAAACUAGACAUUGAAGAGAGUUUAAAAUCUUUUAGAAGAGAAAAAGAUGAGCGGCGUAAGGAAAGGGCCGCCGAAGCAUCAGAACAAAGUCGCCUGGAAACCUAACGCCGGUAUCAAAAUCAAUGAAACGGAAGUGGGUGGAAAAUUUAGGCCUCUCUCUGAAAUAACAGGAGUAUGUCUUCGUUGUAGAGAUCAAAUUGAUUGGAAGCGAAAGUAUGGAAAAUACAAAGCCAUUACUGAACCUGCGAAGUGUCAGAAGUGUUCGAAAAGAAACGUGCGUCAAGCUUACCACAAUCUCUGCAAUGGCUGUGCAAAGGAGCAUAAAGUAUGUGCCAAGUGUUCCUGUCGUGUUGGUCAAGUGGUUGGAAGAGAUGUUUCAGAAGUAGAGGCUGAGAAAAAAGCUCUUGAGGAGGCUAUCAAGAAUGCUCGAGAACGGGAUAGGCGGUCACUUCUACGUGCUAUGAACAAAGGGAAGUCACAGAGUUCAGAGAAAAACCUAACUCAAGAUGACAUGAAUGUUGGUGAACUGAAUACAGCAUCAUCACUUGAGGAAUAUGCCAAGGUAAACCGUGAUGAUGACGAAGAUGGUGAACUACUGAAUACAGCAUCAUCACUUGAGGAAUAUGCCAAGGUAAACCAUGAUGAUGACGAAGAUGAUGAUGAUGAAGAUCAAGUUAUUUGAGAUGCACAAUUCGGAGAAUAACCAUAUGGCCCUUUAUAGAUCUCCCUUCAUGGUCCAUAGUUUGAUGCACACUAGCUCAUUUGUAUUGGCAGCUUUGGAGAAAAGUAAAUUUAUUGGGCACAAUUGAUACAGGCUGUUUGGUUUACCUCCCCUUCUACAAUAAAGGACUAAGAGUGAGAUCAACACACUAUUCCAUUCCUUUUCCAUUUCAUAUUUUCCUAGCUAGUGAAGAGUUUUGAGAGUGUAAUAUAGAGUAAAAUAGAUUCUUAAGCCAUUUUAAAUGUAAUUCAGCUAAAAAGACAGCCUGCUAGUUGCUUCAUAAUGUGAUGUAGGAGCAUUGAUGUUUUGUUGGUCAAUUUACUCAAAUAGUAACUGGUCUUUGUUUUUUUGGAACUUUAUGGCCCGUGAAAUCAUCUCAAUGAUGAAUUGGCUGGCUGAGCGUUUGCAACUCCAA
Messenger RNA from Solanum pennellii, 1167 nucleotides. RefSeq lists its product as uncharacterized. The transcript is spliced from 7 exons. The coding region runs from base 78 to 713 and encodes 211 amino acids. The record is from RefSeq and is a predicted model, not a curated record. NCBI's taxonomy places the organism in Eukaryota, Viridiplantae, Streptophyta, Magnoliopsida, Solanales, Solanaceae.